AUGUUUGAAGGCGAACCUCUCUACCACAUCAACACACAUCUGUCAGCUCGUGUUGCUAUGCUGAAACCCGACUGGAAUGAAGAGUCGAAUCCGCAGAUUCUUUACGAUCGCUUCUUGAAGGCAGUCAGUCUGACUGGCGCAGAGUUCAUGGAGCGAAUUCGGUACUAUGGAAAGGUGUGGAUGCCAGUGCGCGUCCUGGUGCAGGAGGCUUUCAACUCUCGAACAGAUCACCAUUCAAGUGGACGCAUCAUGGUGCUGAAGCAGAACAUGCCUUGGAUGCAGCAUCUCUUUGAACUUGAAGAGGAACACAAUCUAACGGGCGCUAUCCACUACAUCAUCUUUCCCGACAGCAAAGACUGGCGCAUUCGAGCCAUGCCAGUCACACCAGCGAGCUUUGAACUUCGCCGUAAAAUCCGUUCCGAGUGGCUUGGCUUGGUGAAUGAAGACCUAAGCGCCAAGGCAGGCAUCGAAGGGUGCGUCUUUGUGCACACCACCGGCUUCAUUGGCGGAAACAAGACCAUGGAGGGAGCACUGCAGAUGGCUAUCAAGUGUCUCGAGUGA
Molecule: messenger RNA, 561 nt
Organism: Rhagoletis zephyria (snowberry fruit fly)
Lineage: Eukaryota; Metazoa; Arthropoda; Insecta; Diptera; Tephritidae
Source: RefSeq, a predicted model, not a curated record